Molecule: messenger RNA, 1069 nt
Organism: Daldinia loculata
Lineage: Eukaryota; Fungi; Ascomycota; Sordariomycetes; Xylariales; Hypoxylaceae
Exons: 1
Coding region: 302-802 (166 amino acids)
Source: RefSeq, a predicted model, not a curated record
CUUCAAAUAUCAUCAUCCUCCUCUCCACGCCGCGAAGCUAUGUAAUAUUUAGAUAUGAUGGAUCGGGUCAUGAUGGAUCAAACCAGGCCACUAUGCCGGCUGAGUCCGAUGCAUUAGGGAUGGGACUUGGUACAGAUAAUAAAGAAUAAAUAAGACCUCGAGAGGCGCCCGUCACCAACUCGUCUCUCCUCAUCCAUCUUUGUAUUCACUCAUCGCUCGUCAUUUAGAUACCUCUUAUAAGCAAUUUAUAAAAACUCCUACUUAAAUACCGAAGAAUAUCAAAUCUCUCUCAUUAUAUACCAUGGCACCAGGGCUAUUCUUCGACCCCUUAACGCUCCUGCGCGUCGCACCACUAGUCACAUCAACAGCCUCCAUCGUCAUCGCAGGCGACUCACACAUCUUCCUCAACGCCCUCGUCUCUCUAAAACAACAACGAGGCAAAGUCAACGAGGUCGCACCGCGCUACUUCGAGACAUUCUUCUGGAACGCGUUGCCCUCCAUCUUCAUCACUUAUGGCUUGUCUAUUACUUUCGGCCUCGUCAACUUUUACUCGAGAUUUCACGCUGCUUCUUGGAACUGGUACGCGGCUGGCUCGGCUCUAGCUUUUGCUCAUUUCGCUUUCGUGCCAAAAAUUAUGUGGAAGGUCAAGGAUGCUAUCGAUGCGAAGGAAGAUCCUAACGGCGGAGGUGUCAAUGCUAUUCAGGGCUGGCUGGAUGUGCACCACGUGAGGACCGCUAUGGUUGAUAUUCCGGCGUGGGCAUGUUUCCUUGUUGCCACGGUGAAGGCGCUUAAGUCGAUUUAAGCCAGGUUAGGCGACAUUGAGCUUUCAAAAGUGCUAUUGGGACAAGGAUGAUAGGCUCAGACUCUCAUACUAACCUACAUACGAAGUGGUGAAAGCUAUAAGACCUAGAAGACUUCAGACUGAUCAUAAGCACGCCAGUUAUGUUAGGAUAUGGAUUCAUGACCAAAAUGUAAGAUAUAUAUACUUUAAACACCAACUUUCUUCAUAGUUUUAGAAUAUACCAUCGGCAGAAAUCUCCAUAUACAAGCUCAAGACUAUAAAAAUAAA